CUGUGGUGAAAGCACGCGAACCACAGGAAACGCUAUCGGCAUCUAUCUAUCUGCUACUCCGGUCUCCGCUGACUUCACAUCCGCUUAACGUUUGCAACGCACGUGUGUUCAUGUCCCACCGUGGGUUUAUGUCCGCUAAUUGUACGUUCCGGCAGUAGUGUGGAACGUAUAAAGGACACUUGAUCGAAUAAAAGGAUAUCGAAAGGAUGUCAAAGCUCUUCAUCUUGUUCGAGCAUGCCGCGGGAUACGCCGUCUUCCGCGUCAAGCAGUUCGAAGAGAUUGGAAUGCUGUUACCGCAGGUGGAAGAGUCCGUAAACGAUCUGUCGCGUUUCAACAGCGUCGUAAGCCUCAAUGGAUUCUCACCUUUCAAGACGGCGCUGUCCGCUCUGGAAAAUAUCAACAGUAUUUCCGAGGGGAUCGUCACGGAGGACCUGAAGCUCUUUCUGGACUCCUCCUUCGGGGGUUUCGGCAAACAGGACGUCACCCUCGGCGUCGCGGAUCCCAAGCUCGGCGCCAACAUCACCGAGACUCUGGGCAUCAAGUGCGACUGUUCCAACGUCAUUUCCGAGAUCACGAGGGGAAUACGACUCCACUUUCACAAUCUGGUGAAGGGCCUCACUUCUCAGAACUCGCAGACUGCACAGCUAGGCCUUGGCCACAGCUACUCGAGAGCGAAGGUUAAAUUCAACGUGAACCGCGUGGACAACAUGAUCAUCCAAAGUAUAUCCCUGUUGGAUCAGCUGGACAAGGAUAUCAACACAUUCAGCAUGCGUAUACGGGAGUGGUACAGUUAUCAUUUUCCGGAGCUUUCGAAGGUAGUGCCAGAGAUUUAUAUGUACGCGAAAGUGGCGCAGGUGGUAAAGAACCGGAAGCAGCUGACGGAUGAAAAGGUGGCGAUGUUGGAGGAAGUUGUGAUGGACAGUACAAGAGCCGGAGCUAUCGUCAACGCGGCCAAGUCGUCCAUGGGGAUGGACAUAAGUCCAGUUGACUUGAUGAACGUCGAGGUCUUCGCCGGACGCGUCGUCGCAUUGGUAGACUACAGGAGGAAGAUGGCUGAAUACUUAACGUCGAAAAUGGAAGGAGUGGCGCCGAAUCUGGCGACUUUAAUCGGAGACCAAGUCGGCGCCAGAUUAAUAGCACACGCCGGGUCGCUUAUCAAUCUGGCGAAGGCACCGGCGUCCACGGUUCAAAUAUUGGGAGCGGAGAAGGCCCUGUUCAGGGCGUUGAAGAGCCGCGGGAAGUCGAACACUCCGAAAUACGGUCUCUUGUUCCAUUCCACAUUCAUCGGUCGUGCCGGCACUAAAAAUAAGGGUAGAAUUGCGAGGUACCUGGCGAAUAAAUGUUCCAUUGCCUCUAGAAUCGAUUGUUUUACGGAAAUACCGUCGAGGAUAUAUGGUCAGAAAUUGAAGCAGCAAGUGGAGGACAGGCUAGUCUUCUUCACGACUGGCAAGGAGCCGAAGAAAAAUUUGGAAGUGAUGCGAGAGGCACUGGAGGAAACGGCGCACAUGUUGGCCGCUCAGGAAAAGGAAGCCGAGCAGAAGAAGAGCCGUGGUAAAAAGAGAAAGCGCGACUCGCUCGAAAACGGCCAGGAAAAUGGCGAACACAUUGAAAACGGCGAAGUGAAUACCUCGUUGCAGAAAAAGAAGAAAAAGAAAAAAUCGAAACAGAUCGAUGGCGAAUAAAAAAGAAUUAUCUUUUGUGUUUAAAAAAAUGAGACAAAGGGUGCUUUUCAGCAAGAGACGCUGCGUAACACAGAGAGUCGUUGUUAUAAAAUGACCAUCCUAUCCUCGUUUAAUAAUGGCAAACAACUCUGUGUUACACAGUGUCACUUGUGUACAUUGCUGGAAAGCACCCGAUAUAUAUUUCUUUAUACAUAGACUUGUUCGAAAAUAUUCCUCCGAAAUUUUCACUUAGUAGUUUGUAAUCAUUUUCUUCUUUGUAUUAACAUAAUUAAUAAAGUUAUGUUUACAUUCUACAUAAAUGAUGAACGAUGUAUCCGCAUCCUUCUACAGAUUUAUACAUUAAAAGACAAUGUACAGCGCCUUUUUACAGUAAUACAAAAAUAUAAAAAUUUCAAUAAAUUUCCUAUGGUCGGUUUUUGUAUCGAGGGGAGCCGUACGUAUUUUCUGUAUUGAAGGAAAUCUUAUACAUGAAGCUCUGAAUGUAUACAUCGAACGUAAUUACUAAACGACUUACGAUCACAGAUGAUUAACGCGACCAAUUGUAUAACUUAUAUCGUAAGAAAAUAAAAUUACAUUUGUAAACAAGAGAAAUUUAGUUGUCCCUGAUUGCAGCUUCCUCUAUUUGAUAGGAAUAGGAAAGAAGGUAACAAUAAUAGGAAAUGGAAGUACAUGAUAUACGUGUGUUAACACCAGCACCAAUUAGCAUUUAAUAACGAUAAAUUUGUAAAGUAUAGAUAUAAAUACCUAACCAAUAAUUAUACAAUCAAAUUAUUAAAUUCUAGCGUAGUCUCAGAGUCUCAAAAAAUUAAAUGAGCUAUUUAAAUAUCGAAUCGCUAUAAACACUAGCAACGCAUACCAUCCUGCCUGAAUUACAUUGGAAAAUUAAUAAUCGUUGAUCUAUCAAAUACAAAUUUCAUGUAAACUCGUAUAUUUUAUACAUCACAUUGAAUUAUAUGUAUAUUAUAUUUUAUACGCGCGACUAAUAUUGAUAUGUAUCAAUAUAAUCAACACAUUCCAAAUAUUUCAUUGCAUAAUGCAAUAUUGAUACAAAAUGUAUUAAAGAUUUCGUUGUUGUAAAUUUUCAUGUGAAUUUUCAAGUUCUUUUUUUUGUGAUAUUUCACAAGAUGAAAAUUUCGAGAAAUGGGCCAUCUCUCUCUCUCUCUCUCUCUCUCUCGAGUUGAUAAAUCUAAACAUCAUGAACAAUAUUAUCGCGCGUAAAUAACAGAAGAAUGAAACGUGGGAGUUUAAACGAGGAAUAUUGCAGAAUUCGCUAGCUAGAAGAAAAACUAAUAGGUGCAAUCUCGCGACCUGUGUUAACUUCGAGUUUUACAAAGGGUUUUAUAUAACACUAAACUGUACACGCACCCCCGUAAUAACGCUUAAUAAUCGGCUGAUGAUCCUCCAUGCGUUGAAUUGACUAAAACAACUUUUCUCUUUUUAUAUAUUUGUACAAUAUAUUUUCAUAUUUGAAAAAUAUAUCUCCCUGCCUAUGUUGUUAAACAUCCUGCCUCAUAUAAAAUGCUCAAAUAAUGGAAAACGUAAAGGGCCAUUCGCCCUUUACAUAAUUCAGUCUCUGGUACUCGCGUGAAAGUUCGUCUCUAGCACAUGAUCUCUCUUGAGUCAACUUUACAGGGCAAAACAGAACGAAUGGACAACUAUUCGACAUGAUACUCUUUUUUUAUAUAAUUACAGAAUGGCUUCUAUUACACCAAUUGCUUCUGAGGUCUGAAAUCUCGUAAUAUUAAUACUACAUUAAUUUUUGUAUACUUUUAUAGAAAUAGAUAAUAAAAACCAUUCUCAUAACUUGUGUAUAACGUCUAGCUUUGCCACUGAGCUCGAAAUAAUUUCAGCUUGUAAAUCUUCGUCCGCGUAUUGCUGUUAAAAAUUGAAAGAUAAAUACAAAGCAUCUCCUUCUCUCCUUUUUGCUGUCAACAGAUAUAAUAUACACAUACGAUCUUACACAAUAAAAUUUCAAUAAUAUCGUAAUAAAAACUAAAAUUUCUAUGACAAGUAACUUAAAAUAUCUCAAUAUCAUGCAGCAAAGAUAAACUAAAUUAAACACAACAAUGUGUGAUGUGAAUGUGAUUUUAUAUAUAUAUAUAUUUAUAUAACAAAAUAAUGAUAUAUUAAUUACUGCUUAGAAGUAAUUACGACGUGAUGAUAAUUCCAUAAACAUUUAUCGAAGGAUAUGCAUUAUUUCAUUGUUAGUAAUAUAUAAUCAAAUGCUAAUGAUCUUUCGUCGCUCAGUUUACGACAAUUGUAUAAUAUCAUAAUAAUAAAGAUUAUAAUUUUCUUUUAAUUCAUGUUAAAAUUACGCAAUUAAUUCUUAAACAAUUGACAUUGGAUCGUAAUCGCGUAAGUAAUUGAUGAAUCGAGCACGAAAAUUUUCUCACGCCGCGCAUAUUUGUGCACAGAUUCAAUUCACGUUUCCCACAAUAAACGAAAUACUAAAAAUACGCCUUCCUAUCUACAUUUUAUUUUCUACGAGAGAGAAUCAAUUAAUCGUAAUUUUUUCCACAAUAAUCGUAAGAGGGAAGCACUUAUAAUAAUAUCCACUAGUGAUUCAUUUUCUCUUCACAAAACUCCUAUGCUGCCGUUGUUUUACAUACACAUCUGUAAGACUAUCGCAAUUGUUAUCCGUCGUAUCGUCUAUUAAUUAUAAAAGCAUCAACUUCCAUCCAUUGUGUCCACGUUCCAGACAAUGUACACAUGAUGUUCAAGUGAAUGCGACUAAUUAGAUUAUGUUCUCUCGAGUUUUUUUCACAGUAUGUAUAUAUUGUUAUGAUACAUUUUAUCUAUAUAUAAGGCAUAAUCCCAAUUCUUCCAAGAUCAAUAUACAUUAUGUAUAAAA
Messenger RNA from Vollenhovia emeryi, 4533 nucleotides. It is a transcript of the gene Nop56, whose product is annotated as nucleolar protein 56. The transcript has 3 exons. NCBI's taxonomy places the organism in Eukaryota, Metazoa, Arthropoda, Insecta, Hymenoptera, Formicidae. The record is from RefSeq and is a predicted model, not a curated record. Bases 207 to 1682 code for a protein of 491 amino acids. Gene Ontology annotation, molecular function: snoRNA binding. Gene Ontology annotation, cellular component: box C/D methylation guide snoRNP complex; small-subunit processome.